Messenger RNA from Pteropus alecto (black flying fox), 4549 nucleotides. RefSeq names its product anoctamin 8 (gene ANO8). The record is from RefSeq and is a predicted model, not a curated record. Gene Ontology annotation, molecular function: chloride channel activity. Gene Ontology annotation, cellular component: plasma membrane. Gene Ontology annotation, biological process: chloride transmembrane transport. NCBI's taxonomy places the organism in Eukaryota, Metazoa, Chordata, Mammalia, Chiroptera, Pteropodidae. Bases 218 to 3910 code for a protein of 1230 amino acids. The transcript is spliced from 18 exons.
CCCCAGAGCGACGUGCUCAGGGCCGAGCAGGAGACUCGAGGUUCGGCGCGGGCGGGGACGAGAAGCAGAGCUCAGGCAAGCGGGGACCGCGGCUGGCGCGGGCGGGCGCGGCCUUUGUCUACUCCUCCCGCGCGUUCUGCCGCUGCACCGGCCCCAUGCGUCCGAGGCCCCCAGGAGCCCCGGCCGCCCGCAGCCCCUGACCUGCUCUGCCCUCGCCAUGGCCGAGGCCACCUCCGGCGCCGGGAGCACGUCCCUGGAGGGCGAGCGCGGCAAGAGGCCCCCGCCAGAGGGCGAGCCUGCAGCCCCGGCGUCCGGAGUUCUAGAUAAGCUUUUUGGGAAGCGGCUCCUGCAAGCAGGUCGAUACCUAAUAUCCCACAAGGCAUGGAUGAAGACUGUGCCCACGGAGAACUGUGACGUGCUGAUGACCUUCCCAGGUACCUGUGCCCACCCGCCCAGUGCCCAGUGGGGACUCCACCACAUCCGCGUGGGCAUCCCUGAGCUCAUUGUGCAAGUCCGCCACCACCGCCACACGCGUGCCUAUGCCUUCUUCGUCACCGCCACUUAUGAGAGCCUACUCCGAGGGGCUGAUGAGCUGGGUCUGCGCAAAGCAGUGAAGGCCGAGUUUGGCGGGGGUACCCGUGGCUUCUCCUGCGAGGAGGACUUCAUCUAUGAGAAUGUGGAGAGUGAGCUGCGCUUCUUCACCUCCCAGGAGCGCCAGAGUAUCAUCCGCUUCUGGCUUCAGAACCUGCGUGCCAAGCAGGGUGAGGCGCUGCACAAUGUGCGCUUUCUGGAGGACCAGCCAAUCAUCCCUGAGUUGGCGGCCCGUGGGAUCAUCCAGCAAGUGUUCCCGGUCCACGAGCAGCGCAUCCUGAACCGCCUCAUGAAGUCAUGGGUGCAGGCUGUGUGUGAAAACCAGCCGCUAGACGAGAUCUGCGACUACUUUGGUGUGAAGAUUGCCAUGUACUUUGCUUGGCUGGGCUUCUACACAUCAGCAAUGGUGUACCCAGCUGUCUUCGGCUCUGUCCUGUAUACAUUCACAGAGGCAGAUCAGACAAGCCGGGAUGUGUCCUGUGUGGUCUUUGCCCUGUUCAACGUGGUCUGGUCGACGCUAUUCUUGGAGGAGUGGAAACAGAGGGGUGCAGAGCUAGCCUACAAGUGGGGGACACUUGACUCACCUGGGGAAGCUGUGGAAGAGCCACGACCCCAGUUCAGGGGUGUGCGACGCAUCAGCCCGGUGACACGGGCCGAGGAGUUCUAUUAUCCACCCUGGAAGCGGUUGUUCUUCCAGCUAUUUGUGAGUGUCCCCUUGUGCCUCACCUGCCUGGCCUGCGUGUUCCUGCUCAUGCUCGGCUGUUUCCAGCUGCAGGAGCUGGUACUGAGUGUGAAGGGACUACCCCGUCUUGCCCGCUUCUUGCCCAAGGUUGUGCUGGCCUUGUUGGUCAGCGUAAGUGCAGAGGGCUAUAAGAAGCUAGCUAUCUGGCUCAACGACAUGGAGAAUUACCGGCUGGAGAGCGCCUACGAGAAACACCUCAUCAUCAAGGUUGUCCUGUUCCAGUUCAUCAAUUCCUACCUGAGCCUCUUCUACAUCGGCUUCUACCUCAAGGACAUGGAACGCCUGAAAGAGAUGCUGGCCACUCUGCUGAUCACCCGCCAGUUCUUCCAGAACGUGCGCGAGGUCCUGCAGCCACACCUGUACCGACGGCUGGGCCGUGGCGAGCUUGGCCUACGGGCUGCUUGGGAGCUGGCCCGGGCCCUGCUUGGCCUGCUCAGCCUCCGGCGCUCUGCACCCCACCACCUUGAACCCCAGGCUGAAGAGGGUGGUGGCAGCGAUGGCGGAGGGGGCCGCAGGUGUCUCAGCGGGGGCUGCGGGGCACCUGAGGAGGAGGAGGAGGCCACAGUGGAGCGGCGGCCAGCAGGGGAAGGAGGGGAGGUGGGGGACGGGCCACAGGGAGGCAAAGAGGAGGAAGAGGACGAGGAGGAGGAGGAUGAGGAGGAGGACGAAGAUGAGGAGGAGGGUGAGGAGGGUGGUCUCCUGGACUGUGGGCUCCGCCUGAAGAAAGUCAGCUUUGCUGAGCGGGGGGCUGGGCGACAUCGGCCUGGCCCAAGCCCAGAGGCCCUCCUGGAGGAGGGUAGCCCCACAAUGGUGGAGAAGGGGCUGGAGCCGGGUGUGUUCACACUGGCCGAAGAGGACGAUGAGGUGGAAGGAGCAACUGGCAGCCCUGAGCGGGAGCCCUCAACUGUCCUCCGCCGGGCCGGGGGUGAGGGCCGUGACCAGGGGCCCUACGGGGGCCCGGAACCAGAGCCUGGCUCAGGUGACUCAGCCCGGAGGCAGCGGCGACAGAACCGGUCCUCUUGGAUCGACCCACCUGAGGAGGAGCACUCACCCCAGCUCACCCAGGCUGAGCUCGAAAGCUGUAUGAAGAAGUACGAGGACACGUUCCAGGACUACCAGGAGAUGUUCGUGCAGUUCGGCUACGUUGUGCUCUUCUCAUCCGCCUUCCCACUGGCUGCGCUGUGCGCCCUGGUCAACAACCUCAUUGAGAUCCGCAGUGACGCCCUCAAGCUGUGCACAGGGCUACAACGGCCCUUUGGACAGCGGGUUGAGAACAUCGGCCAGUGGCAGAAAGUGAUGGAAGCCAUGGGUGUCCUGGCAAUUGUAGUCAACUGCUAUCUCAUCGGCCAGUGUGGGCAGCUGCAGCGCCUCUUCCCCUGGCUCAGCCCCGAGGCGGCUAUCGUGUCUGUGGUGGUGCUCGAGCACUUUGCUCUGCUUCUCAAGUACCUUAUCCACGUGGCCAUUCCCGACAUCCCGGGUUGGGUGGCUGAGGAGAUGGCCAAGCUCGAGUACCAGCGCCGGGAGGCCUUCAAGAGACACGAGCGCCAGGCUCAGCACCGCUACCAGCAGCAGCAGCGGCGGCGGCGGGAGGAAGAGGAGCGCCAGCGCCACGCAGAGCACCAUGCCCGGCGGGAGCGUGAUUCCAGUGGCCGGGAGGAGGCGCGGGCUGAGGGCUCUGGGCUGGACCCCACUGCCCCUGAGAAGGCCUCGGCCAAGGCCAAGGGCAGCGGGGCGGGUGGCCACGGGCCAGAGCGGCCCAAGCGCCCAGGGUCCCUGCUGGCACCCAAUAACGUCAUGAAGCUGAAGCAGAUCAUCCCGCUGCAGGGCAAGUUCCUGUCAUCGGGGUCUGCAUCUUCCCUGACAGGCACGGGGCCGGGCCCUGCCGCCCGGCUGCCCUCUGCCCAGUCGCCCACAGGCAGCGACACCCGCUUGCCAGCCUUCCUCAGCUUCAAGUUCCUCAAGUCACCCGAGACCCGGCGGGACCCCGAGCGCAGCCACUCGCCGCCCAAGGCCUUCCACGCCGGCAAGCUCUUCCCCUUCGGGGGCACCCGGGCUGAGGCUGGGGCCAAUGGGGCGGGCGGGCAGGCCCGGCCGGACGGGAUCCCCAGCAGUGGCAGUGGCAGUGGCCGGGCCCAGCGCAGUGGGCUGGCGGAUGAGGCUGCGGCUGAGGAGCCAGAUGCCCUCCGGCCGGAAGAGGAAGGCUCAGGGACAGCGCUGACCCUGGUGGGCGCUCCCACCCUUCGCACCCGCUGCAUCCGGAGCCCUGCGCCAUCAACGCCAACACCACCUCCCCGGCCCCCAACACCGCCUGCUGGCUGCUGGCAGUGGGAUGGGCCAUGGGGCUGCGGAGGUGAGGGUGCUGCCCCCCACCAGGCCCCUGCCACCAACACUGAGUGCCAGCCCUGUGCCCUAGCCGGGCCUCCACCUGCCCCCCAACCCCUGCCAGGGGAUGCCAGCUUCUACAGCCUCGCACCUCCGCCACUGCCACCAUCCUCUGAGCUCCCUGAGCCCCCAACAGCCUCACCCAGCUCCAGCCCCAGCCCUCAGGCUGUGUGCUGGCCCAGUGGCUGGCACUAGCUCCUCUGGGCGCCCUGCCUUCCUGUUCUCAUGCAAUAGCAGUCACGGACCGGCGGCUGCCACCCAGGAAAUGCUUUGGCCCCCAAAAUCCCAGUAUUGGCCACCCCCUCCUGGGGCAAAAGCCUGGAUCUCCCUAUCUGCCGUUUUUUCCUUUCGAUCAGGCCAGAGGAAACGAAAGGAAACACCCACUCCCCCCAAAAAAAACAACAGAAAACACAGAAUAGGCGAUUAUUUAUUUGUUUUUAAUUUAUUUUGUCAUAUUUUUGUAAAACGGCAGAAAUGCAAUAAAAAGUAUAUUUCAACAGUGCCCGAGGACAGAGCAGUGGAAACAGGGCUCAGAGGGCCCAGUGACUUGAGGCUGGCACCUGGUGGGCCUGGGGCAGGAGCUCACUCUGUCCUGUGGCCUUGGUGCCUCCUCCUAAGAACUGGGUCUUGAGGCCAUGGAUGGAAAACUCCAGACUAUGCUGCCUCUGAGACGCCCCAGAUUUGGGGGCCGACUCCAGGCCUGGGGCCCCUGGGAGGAGCUGCAGAGCCUCAGGCCAUGUCUUCAGCCUCCUAGACAAAGGAAGAAAUCUCAAAGUGCUGAAAGGACUCAGCAGUUUGGGUGCUGGGCCUGAGUCUGCUUCAGCCUCGCACGGU